Molecule: messenger RNA, 2247 nt
Organism: Dentiscutata erythropus
Lineage: Eukaryota; Fungi; Glomeromycota; Glomeromycetes; Diversisporales; Gigasporaceae
Source: the annotation of a GenBank genome assembly
AUGUCUUCACAAUUUGAAAAUUCAAUUGAAAAUAUUUUUUCAGAAAUAGAGAAUCUGAUUAGACAAGAUGAAAUUCAAAACCAAUCCAACAUUGAGGAAAAGUUUAAAAAAGCAAAGUCAUUAAUUGACGAAUUAGAAGAAGAUGAUGAGAAACAGUAUGGAUUUUAUAGACAUAAGUAUCAUGUAAAAUAUGCUAGUUAUUUAAGAAUUGUAGGUGAAACGGAGCGUGCUAAUAAGCAAGAAAACCGAGCGAAAAAUUUUGAACAGUUUGUAGGAAAUUCCGAAAAUGAAUCAGAAACAGAACCAACGUUGCUUACGGAUUCUAGUAUAGUAUUCAAUCCUAAGGAAGAAUGCAUGCAGGAAGCUGAGGAACAACUAGAAAAGCUUGAAAAUAGCUUAAAAAAAAAGGAUUUCGAAGCAAUUCAAGAAGAAUUUAAACGGCUUUACGAGAUACCCAAAACCUUAGAAAACUAUAAAAAAGUCAUUGAUUAUGAACAAAUAGAUUAUUCAAAAGCCAAUGUAGAAGAAUUGAUUACUUCUUUGAGUCAUUUAAAAAUAUUAGGCAGUGAGAUUGCAUAUCACAAAAGAAUAUUCUUUAUGCGAUAUACUUUAAAUUCUUCUGAUAAAAUAAAAGUCUUGUUUGACGGUGUUAGUUUGGUGAAAAGAGAAAUCAAUAAACGUUACAGAGAACUUGCUAUGUAUUUUCAUUCUGAUAGAACGAGUCAUCCUAAUACUCCAAUUUGGCUACGAAAUGAACAUAAAACUCUAGGUGAUGAAUUAUUUGAAUUUAUUGCAGAGUCUAAACAAUGCUUGUUGGUUGAUAUGGAAAAGGUUUUUCAUGAAGAAAAAGCACAUAAAUUUUGGGAAAUUGCGGUCGAUUAUCGUAAUGCAGCUAAAGAACAAUGGGAUAAAUUAAAGGUAUUACGCCAGGAAGAAAUCAAGGAGUGUUCUUCUAAAGAUUUAGAACGUCUUAGUAUAACUAAUGGGAAAUUAGCAUACGAAGAAUAUCGAGCAUCUUGUGAACUUGUAGAUAAAACUGAUCUGAAAAAGCGAAUAAAAUUACGAAAAAAUAUGGCAUUAUGCUUAUAUCUUGCCAAUCAAUUAUUAGAAGCCCAAUUAUAUGCUUUAUCAGCAAUUCAUUUAUUAUUAAAAGAUCCAAUGGUUAAUCGGCAGGAUUAUAUGGAGGCAAAACAAAUACUCGAUAAGGUUAGAGAUAAUAAUUAUAUUAAAAAAGCAAAUGACAACGUAAUCGACUUAGUAAGAUCAAACCAGAGAAUUUCUGCUUUCGAUAUAGCGUCUAUUCAGCAUACAAUCAAGGAUGAUAUAGAAAAAAUAAUUACUGAAUUAAUGCUCAAGCCAGACUAUCGUUUGGUUCGAUGUCAAGUAUCUGGAGAUACUCUUUCUACUAUAUAUUUUCUGAUAUAUUUAUUAAUCAAUCCAUUUUAUUUACUGGUGCGAAAUAAUGCUCAUGAAAAAUACAAUAAAAUUAUAACCGAUGCACUAAAUGCUCAUUGUAAUGAAAACUAUCAGAAAUUUCUCGAGAUACUUUCAACGGAAUAUAAAGCAGGUGUCAGUAUUUUAAAAUUUAAGGAACGCGAAGAUGCUAUUGUUCCUAAAGAUAUAAUAGAUAAGCUUAGAAAUCUUGGUGUUAGGCCAGAUGCCAUUGCUUAUCUAUUAAUUUUGCUUGGUGAGGUCUUAACUAGUGGGAGAAUAAAAAUUGAAGGAAAAAAUGUAAAUAAUUUAAAGGCUUAUGCAAAUGAUCUUUUUUAUGGGGCACUGAACGAAAAACUUGUAGCAGAUGCCAAAAAGUUAGAUGAUAAAAUCCAUAAAUUGCGAAAAGGCAAUUCUAGUAAAGAUUCUAUUUCUAAAGAAGACGAUCAUGAUGCUCAAGAAAUGCCCUUUGUAUCAAGGUUGGAAGAAAUGCGUAACAUUGCAAGGAUCAAUAUUUCAAUUCUUAAUAUCUUAAGUGAUCCGAAACAAGCUAUCGAAAUUGUUAAAGAAAUCCGGGAAUCAAUAAAUCAUAAUUAUCAGUUUGUUAGUACUGUUAGUACCCGCUUAGAAACCUUAGAAGAUUAUUUAUGGAUCAUUAGCGGUGAUGAAAUAUCUGAAUUUUUCGAGGGGUCGACAGAACUAUUUCAAUUCAAAGGCGGAGAAAAUAAAUUUAUUUGUUAUUUGAAUGAACAAUUGCGACAGACAUCAUCUACACAAGAAAAAAUCAGAAUAAAUAAUGAAUUAAUGAACAAUUAG